AUGUCAGAAGAUGCAAAUGCUCGAAACCGUCGGGCAGGAACUAGUAAAGACGGGCAGGAGGAGGAGAAAUCCGAUGAAGAAAAGGCGCCCCCGAAGCAGGACCUCUACAGCCCGCUUUGUCGAGCCUUCGAAAACGCCCCAGUAACGGUUACAAGCACUGUGAGCAAUGCAGUGAAAUCAGGCUCAGGAAGUGGUCUAUACAAUAAUCUGCAAAAGUACAACCUUCCCGAUCCACAAGCAGUUUUCGAUAUUUCCUUCUUCCACGAGAAUCCUGAGCCGUUCUAUGCGUUAUGUCCAAGGAGCUUUUCCCCGAAAAUCUCA
This is a messenger RNA of Ostertagia ostertagi, 321 nucleotides long. NCBI's taxonomy places the organism in Eukaryota, Metazoa, Nematoda, Chromadorea, Rhabditida, Trichostrongylidae. The record is from the annotation of a GenBank genome assembly.